GAUGAAUUUGAUAGACAUUAUACAGGUAGUAUUCUUAGAAAUUUAAUUCAUGUUAUGUAUGAAAAUGAACAAUUAACAUUAACAAAUCAUGAACUUGUUGAAUUAUUUACAGAAGAUUUAGGAAGUCAUUUUGAUAAAGCAACAGAUGAAAUUGAUACAAUAACAACAAUACUUUCAACACCAUUAAAAUUAAAACAAAUUUGUCGAAAUAGAAUACGUAAACGUCUUUGUUCUUCUAAAAUAGGUGGUCUUAAUAGACAAACACUUGAACAUUCAUCACUUUCACCACCAUUAAAACAAUCACUUAGACAUUUUAUUCUUCCAUGA
This is a messenger RNA of Rotaria sp. Silwood2, 327 nucleotides long. The record is from the annotation of a GenBank genome assembly. NCBI's taxonomy places the organism in Eukaryota, Metazoa, Rotifera, Eurotatoria, Philodinida, Philodinidae.